GGCAUUCAAUCCAGCUGUUUUGCGAGGUAUGGCCCACAUGAGAAUUGGAUCCGUCUCAUUUUUAGAUCCGUCCUGUUGCAGUCUUAAAAAACUGAUGAACGGAAUAGAUUUAUCACGGCCAUCUCUGUGGACCCCACAUAAUUUCCGACUACAGCAUGUGCUCCGUCCAUCUUAGGCCACUCUGAGUUGCAUGUACAUAUCCGGAUGUGCACACCCAAAAAAUGUCCACGUACCAAUAUCGCACACGUGUGCAAUAUCCUAGAUAAGAUCUUCUACCCGACAAUCAGGCCCGUCAGUCCUCAGUGGCCCACUAAACAAAGCAAUCAGAAGCCCCAUAGAAAUCUCUCUAACCGUCCAUUUGUUAACUAAAACGGUCUAACUUUAACCAGAGUGCAGCCCACCGGAUCGAACGGUCAUACCUCAUCCUGUGGACAUGCAUGCCUACAGCUGGAUGGUCUGGACUCCAUAUCUAUAUAACCCUCAGUGACCCUCCAUCUACAAUAUGGCCCACCCAAAUCAACGGUCCACAUGAAAAACCUAUGGGUCCACGAGUACAGAAUUUACAAUACUCGGCCAGAAUACCGUAUCCUGCACCGUCCACCUCAUUUUACCCCACUUGCAUUUGACCGUGAAAACUCUGACCCAAUCCAAAAAAUCCCAGUCAACCCUCCCCCAGUUUUGACUUUCUAUCAAUAUUCAACCUAUAUAAACUUCCAUUCCGGACAUUCCCUCUCCAACGCAUCUCCAACUCAUCAUCUCAGCCACACGUCAGGAAUCCGAGCGAUGAAGCGAUCUGACGAAGGGACCUCUGCCGGAAGCGAAAAGAAGUACUUGGGCGUUCGUCGUCGGAAAUGGGGGAAAUGGGUAUCAGAGAUUCGGGUCCCGACUACCCGAACCCGACUCUGGCUUGGCUCUUACUCCAACCCGGAAGCUGCUGCGGUGGCCCACGACACUGCAGAGUUCUGCCUGCGCGGUACGGCCUCGAUCAGGAACCUUAACUUCCCUUCAUGUGUGCCGACUUCCGCACGUGAGGACAUGUCACCGGAUUCGAUCCAACGGCUGGCGACAGCUGCAGGUAUGGAUAUCGAUGCCAGAUUAAAGGCUAGAUUUGCAAAAGAUGUGGGUGCAUCAAAUGUGUAUAGUACGCUUCGGGUGGAUGGGGAGGAUACUGCCACGUGGUCAACACAGCACGCAGCCCCAGUUGCUGGUGGGCCCAUCACAACCAAUUCAACGGCUGGAAUAGCAGAAGUACCUGAAAGUAUGGGGAAUUUGGUUGUGGGAGAUGGAGAUGAUGGACAAGGUCGGUGGUUGAGAGGAGAGGACUUCAGCAUAUUCAUGGAUGGCAUGGACGCGUAUUUCCACUAACUUCAAAUCAUGUAUUGUACACGUGGCAUUCAAAGUUAAUCUAGACGGUUUAGAUAGUGGGCCCCAUCAUGGAUGGAUAUACCCAACUGAUAGUGCUAUCCUGACCUUCUGUUAACAAAUGGACGGUCUAAAAUGAUCUUUUAGUCGAGUAUUUUUAUUUUAUUUUUUAAAAUUUUAACUAGUAUACGCUUGAUACGCAGGAACUCAGACACUCUGUACACGUGGCAUACAUUAACUCAAGUUAAAUGAACGAAUUUGGACAACCUGCUGUCGGUAAGCCAGUCAGUCAUCCUAACCGUUGGACGAUCAUUGGAUGAUUUUCAAUCUGAUAGUUUUACGGUCAUCAUACAUCUGUACUAAGAUUCAUAA
Molecule: messenger RNA, 1734 nt
Organism: Magnolia sinica
Lineage: Eukaryota; Viridiplantae; Streptophyta; Magnoliopsida; Magnoliales; Magnoliaceae
Product: ethylene-responsive transcription factor ERF037-like
Exons: 1
Coding region: 529-1365 (278 amino acids)
Biological process (GO): regulation of DNA-templated transcription
Molecular function (GO): DNA binding; DNA-binding transcription factor activity
Source: RefSeq, a predicted model, not a curated record